Messenger RNA from Linum trigynum, 7844 nucleotides. Lineage: Eukaryota; Viridiplantae; Streptophyta; Magnoliopsida; Malpighiales; Linaceae. The record is from the annotation of a GenBank genome assembly.
CCUAGGAGCAUCUCUAUGCUACUAGUCUUCCAUGCAUGCCACAUGUGCUGCUGCCAUGUUGUCACCUUGUUGGCGCCAUGUCAUCUGCCACAUGUGACAGCACCCAGUGAAGCGAAGCAUUGAAAAAAUCACUCGCGGGUGUGGGGAUUCGAACCCGCGCCACUUCUCUGCCGAACAGACAUGUCAGCCAACAGACUACGUACGCAUCUUUUGAUUUGAAGGCGCAGCGUCUGCCUUUUAAGUACUCUUGGCGCUCAGGCCCACGACGCAUCCGCAACCCACACUCGCGCACCAUGCAGCUCAACACUCGCGGCCAGACUCGCAGGCGGCCCAACUCGCGGCCCGCGUUCAACAGACAAGAUUCCUCAAAAAAGAAAUUGUUGUAGCCGCGAGGACUCGAACCCGCGCCACUCCACCCCUAGACAAGCAACGUCACCAGCAGGCUACAUGCACGCUUGGUGAUCAUUGGGCGCAGUACUCUCAUAUCAACGAACCCGCGCCAUCACCAACUCCCGUCAAAAAAAAUUGUCGUCUAUCCCUUGGUGAUCAUUCUGCUCCAAGGGCGCAGCGUCUGCAUUUUAACAACUCUUCGCGCCGCUUCGCCAAUAGAAAGCUAAGUACUCUAUCCCUUUAUCACUAUCAAAUAUUGAAAUAUUUUAUUUGAAAUAUUUUACUCUCAUGAGCGUUAAUGGCGCUAAGGGAGAGGGCACAUUGCCUCGAAGACUCCAAAAUGAGGGUUAAAAACCCCGACGAGGAGGGCUCCAAACUGAGGGUUAAAAACCCCGACGAGGAGCCACAAAUAAGUCUCAACGAAGCACACAAAUAAGACUUCAAUAAGAGCAUCGAAGACUCCAAACUGAGGGUUAAAAAACCCCGACGAGGAGGGCUCCAAACUGAGGGUUAAAAACCCCGACGAGGAGCCACAAAUAAGUCUCAACGAAGCACACAAAUAAGACUUCAAUAAGAGCAUCGAAGACUCCAAACUGAGGGUUAAAAACCCCGACGAGGAGCCACAAAUAAGUCUCAACGAAGCACACAAAUAAGACUUCAAUAAGAGCAUGGAAGACUCCAAACUGAGGGUUAAAAACCCCGACGAGGAGAACUCCAAACUGAGGGUUAAAAAAAAAAAAACCGACGAGGAGAGCUCCAUGAAGAAUCUACAAUGAGUGAAGGCUACACGCCUUAAUGAAAUACACCAACUGGGGGGCAAGACGCAAGAAGCUGGCACCGCGUCAGUCAAACGCGCCACCAGCUGGGGGGCAACUGGGGUACAUAGGGCUCCACCCAAAAUUACCGACGAAGAAUAAAAAAAAAGUAAUAAGCUAGCGAUGAGUUAAGACUCACCACCAGCUUGGGGGGCAAUUGUUGGGGGUGUUACUAAAUACUCCAAGCGCGGACUAAAUAAGGGCGCGCUCAAUCGGUAACGUGCUCGGGACGAACGCCACUACGAAGUAUUUAAAGGCAUGAAACUCCCCAUUGAAAGGGACUUUUGGCUCUCCCUCCUCACUUUCCAUUUUCCAUUAUCUCUCUACACAUUAUCUCUCUACCUUGUUCUCUCAACUUUCACCUUACAAAGAAGCUGACUUGAUCGUCGGAGCUGAAUCCGGGGGGCAACCCCGGCUCUUUCACAGGUUCUCUCCCUCCCGCCGAGAUCCGACGAACGGAUGACGAGUCAACCCACACCAACAAAUAUCAUUGUUCAUACCCGAGCUAGUAGGUUCAAACAAUAAUCAUUUGAAGUGCUAUUAUCAAUAUUUUUUUCCAAGCACAAUACAACCAUUAGCAAAAAUUUAAUUCAUUUGUAAGAUUGCUUAUGUUUAGUAAUUUGAAUUAUUAAUAUUUUUUCGUUUAUGUUUGUAACUUUGUCAAAUGUCAUUAUCAAGAAGCAUACUUGUUAGAUAUUCGUUUGUUUAUGACAUUAUCAAAAGUGAAUUUACGUUUAAAGAUAUAACUAUGGUUAUUAAUCUUUCAGUCUAAGUUAGUAACGUAGUUGUCAUUAUUAAUAGGCGUGUAUAAGCAUUAUCAAUGUUUGAAAAUAAGAUAUUAAUAAUAUCUAAUAAGGUACUUAACAAUCAUUAGUUGCUAUCAUUAUCAAAGUUUUUGGAUACAUUGUCUAUUAAACACAUGUGACUUAUUAAUGCGUUUUUAGUGCUAUUUGACAUUAAACAUUGCAUCAGAAUAUUAUUAAUAUUUUUAUAUUACAAAAAUCUAUUUCCUUAUCAGUGACUUGAUUCGAUAUUAAUGGGUUUUAGUAUCUUUAUUAAAAGUUUGAUGUCAUUUAUAAUGUUGAAGUCGGAUAUUUUUACAUUGAUGUUUUGUGUUUAUUUUCAAUGAAAUACUUUUCGUUAUCAAUGAUUUAUUGUAUUGUUAUUAAAAGUUUGGUGUUGAGGCGUGAAUGUUGGUUUGCUUGAGCUAAUAUUUUCUGGACAAUGUUUGUUUGACUGAAUCACACAGGUGCACUAUGUCACAAGUACCCAAGAUGUUGAAAAUUAGUAUUGUGCUUUAUGAUCAUUAAGAAUGAUAAUGUAAAUCAAUAUUAAUUGACCAUAAAACGUUAGUAAUGUCAUUAGAAAUCAUUGGAAGAGGCCAUGACUAGAUAGUUAUAAACAUGAUGUGAAAAUGUGAAUCAUUAGUAUUAAAGAUGUUGUAAAUCAAUGAUAUUGUUAUUCAAACUAUUAAUGACUAUGUUACAUAACUUUAAUGAUUCAUUCAUAGGCGUUGAUGACGAAACUAUAAAACAGUAACAAUUGAUCCAAAAUUGUUAAUAAUGUAAUUGUAAGGAAUUGAUAAGUAUGUUGAAGUCGUUAAUAAUGAUGAGGUAUAAUAAUGAUUCAUUUCACAAAUUUUGAUAAUGUCAUUGCAAAAUGUUAAUACUGUAUUGCAAGUUGCCACGAAGUGAGAGAGCAUAUAUUUUUAAUUUUCAAUUUUCAUUUUAAAAAAUAAAAAAUAUUAAGUUCGAAUUUAUUAAAUAUUAAAUAAUCGUAUUUAAUUAAAUUAAUUUCGAAUUUCCUUUUAAUUGUAGUGGAGAGAGAGCGUUAUGGAGAAGAUCAAGGGGGAGAGAGAAAGAGAAUCAUUAAUGACUAAUAUUAAUUAUAUUUUCAUAUUAUCUUAUUCAUUCCAACUAACUAUUAACUACUAACCCCUUUUAACUACCUAAUCUAGUAUCAGUCAAUAAGAAUGGUUUAAGAACCUCCUUAAACAAUGAGGCUUAAGGACCGGAUCCAACCCAAUGAACAUCUGUACAUUAGACUCGCCAUUCAGGAAUGUGAUUUGAGCAGCAAAUCAAUAUCAACUAGUUUUCAUACAAAGAGAAUUACAUAAGACCUCAUAUAAUUCAGCAUUCUUUUUGUUCUCUAAUCAUCUUUCUCCACAAACUCUCCCUCCAAAUAAAUUUUGAUACAUUUUAUCUUAAUGAGUAAUGCGUUAUCUAAUAAUGAUAUUUUGAAAAUUGAUAUUCAACUAGAUAGCUUUAGCUAGGUAUGUGUGAUAUGAGGAUGGAUAAGUGGUUUGGCGGAAUAGAUGGAAUUGAUAUGUUUUUUAUAAUAUUUAUAUGACUAAACAAAUCGAUGAAUUAUACGUUCAUUAUUAGAAGACAUUUGAAACACAAAUCUCACUUAUUGUACAGUUUUGACUCUAAACUAUGAGUUUGUCCUCCCAUACGUGUUGUCAUUACAACACAUUUUAGCGGUUUAUGUGUUUAUAUGACUAAACCAAUAUGAUGAUCUAAAUCACAAAGUAGCAUAUAUGUAUCUAUUUAAGUGCUUACUUAUCAAACACACCAUGUUUUCAUAUAGAAAAAAUAGCGUUGUUAUCAGUUUCCGUUUGGUAAGUAUUGAAACACAAUUUUUUCCAUAAUGAGAUACAUGAAUAAUAACAUUCAAAGUUAAAUGAUUGGUGAAAUUAUGAAUGAUUCUUUAAUAGGUUCAACACACUGAGAUUGACAUCUUACUACCCUCGUUUGGCACGAAGUAUAGCGUUAGUGACAGUUCUGGCCCCAUUUUUUAAAAUCAGACAUUUCUGGCCCACUUUUCAAAUUAUCGGACAAACUUGGCCUGUGGGAUGGUUUGACUGUCAGAUUUGACGGUCAACCAUUUUCUCCGUUGCUGACUCAGUAUUCGACUCUGACGUGGCUUGUCCACGUCAUUUAUUGUUAUUUUCUUUAAAAAAAACAUAAAGGGAAGGAGAGACACGAGGACCACAGCAGCCCUACCAUUUCCCCUUCGUCUUCUUUCUUCAUGCCUCACCCCACCAUACCAGAGCUCCUCUGAAAAACCAAAUCGGAGUCGCCAGCCCUCGUCGCCCGUGUCACCGCCACCGCCAAUCCUCUUCCUCUUCGUCGCCUUCCCUCGCCACCUGUGAUAGACCGAUAAUUACACAUGUUUUCACCCCUAUUCUUGAGCCGUUUGAGAGGUUGACUCUCGGGUUUUAAGCCGAUUUCACGCGAGGUUGUGUGUUUAUGUCGUAUUUCAGGACCCGGCGUUGGAAUCGAGGCGAAGGAGCGAGAUUCGGGUCGAAAGGAGCAAGUGAGGCUUGAAGUGUGCUGGAGGAAGAAAAUACCCGGCCAUGACCAAAAAUACUCGGCCGGGUAUUAUUCUUAGGAGGCCGGGUAUUUAUUGUUUUGGCACCCGUGAGAAACAGGAGGGGUCCCGGGCUGAAGGCAAAAAUCCCCGACUGGGGAUUCUUGGGACAGACCGGGUAUUUUUCCCUUCCUCAAAACGUGCGUUUCAACUAUACCCGGUCGAGACCCAAAAUACCCGACCGGGUAUUUCGACCGGGUAUCGCGACAGGCAGCAGUUUUAAGGGAAAAGAAGGCUGAAAAUCAAGGGAUUAGAGUUUUGAGAGAGAGAGAGAUCGAUUCCUAGAGUGAGAAAGUGACGAACAAGAGUUCCCAAGUGCCCUAGCUUGAUCUUCAUCACCAUUGGAGCUUGGCUUGAGCUUGGAGAAGUGUCGAUCAACGUCCAGGAGCAGAAAUCCAUUCUUCGUAGUAUGAUUUCUGCGUCUGAAUCUGUUUUUGCUUCUUUCUCUAUGGAGUAGUUCUCCCAUUCAUGUGGGUAUGGAGAACCCUAGAUUUGUAUGUUAGGUCUGAUUGUAUGAACCCAAGUACAGAUUUCAUGAGUUGAUUAUAUUCGAUUGAGGCUUGAAUGAUUGAAUGACUUGAAUCCUUAUCAAAUUCCUGUUGUUUCUGCUUUAACCUAGAAUGAGAAUAUCUGCCUAGGUUGAUAGAUCAUCCUUGAUUGAAGGUAGGGAGUUGGUGACUUUAGUCGAGGAGCCAACUCACUAUUCUGUACCGAAUUCACUUUGGUAGUGGAGGUUUUGUUCGUAGGGCCUCAAUCUGUUUACUCCGUUGGAGGUUAUUCGCCCGCUGGACACUCAGAUUGAGAGGGUCUGGAGACCUUUAGUCAAGACUUCAGACUGCUUAAGAACCUUCCGCAGUAUAAUUUUCAUGGAAACUGAACUUGGUAAAUUGCAAUCCGGCUUAACUGCAGUCUACGGGGAACCAUAUCCGGGUGACCUCUCUUAACCUGAAAACAACCGUUUACUUGCUUUGUUUGUUUGUUAGUUUAGACUUGCAUUAAAGUUUCAUUGCUAGAUAACAAGAAUUCACCGAGUAGUCAUCAAAUCUAGGACCCGGGUUGACAUUAAAACCCAAACCCGCUAUACUGCGUGCUGGGAAUAAACAGGCUACUUUCUCUGUGACUGAAUUCGAUCACUGUGCUAUGAUUGUUGUCACACCUGUUCAUGCCAUUUCUGAUCAGGUACAUGAGUCUGUCGUGUAUCCUUCUGCACCUCUCAUUUUGCAGGACCCUCCUAUCAUUCCUUCGCCGCCACUCCAUCUAGUCUCGCCUCCGAACAAAACGAUCAAGGAGGAGUGGCGGCCGAAGCAGCAGGUUGCUAAGCCUGCACGGAAGAAGGGUGGAGACCACUACGAGCUGGUUCCAACCCCUGCACCACGACCACCCUGGCCAUCCGAGUACUCACUCGCCUGCAUCUUGCCGGAUGGCCAGGUCGAGCUGACCAAUGCUGGUGGUUGCACCCGUCGGGUGCAUGGCCACAACCUGAAGCUAUACCUCAAGAGCGACGUGGAUCCGCUCUUGGAGGCACCUGUUCCUACACCUCCCUGAGUAUCCACCAGGGGCGUCCAGCUAAAAGACGGUAAAGAAGCGCUUAUGGGGAGGCAACCCCACCACGGUUUUAAUCUCUUUCUUUUGUUUUGAGUUGGAUUGUAAACCGGUUUGGGUUUAGUUUCUUUCUUUUUAUUUUGGAUGCUGUACUAUUGGGCUUACCAUUAGACCUGACGUAUUGUGUUUGAGCUCUUUGGUUUCCUUUAGCUGUGCUUGUCUUGACUGGUCCUCUCUCCAGUCCGCUUCACUCCGACUGGUCCGUUUCCAGUCUCCUGCAGUCCGUACAUACCGGUAACAUCGUUCCCCUUUCCUUCCCUCUUCUCCAUUGAGGGCAAUGUCGAUCUUAAGUGUGGGGGGAUGUUUAUCUUUUGACUGCAUUAGAUCUGUUUGUGUGCUUGGAGCCUAGUCCACUGUCCAAAUUUUUAAAUUUGAGGGCUCCAAGUACGUGUUCCUUGCAAUUGCCUGCUCAGUAUGCUUUGAAUUGACAGUCUUUAUAGUAAUAUGCAACCUAGGGAGGUAGUGUAGCACUAUGGAGGAUGUUGAUGCAUUUAAGAAGUCUCAUUUCAUCUUCAUAUUGUGUUGGUUGAUUGUACGAAUUAGUGAUCUUAGGACUCUUGAAUUGUGUGGUGAUGUGGACUCUCUACCUGUCAUGGACUCUUGUAUCAUGUUUUUGAAAUAAAAGGUGCUCGAAAAUGUGCUUUAAAAUAACGUCUCCCGUGCGAAUAGGGCGAAAGUGUGUAAGGGGAGACGGGAAUCCUUUCCCAAUUUCCACCUACUACCUCCAGCCCCCUUACAUCUCUUUCCCCUGCACGAGGCUCGAGACAUCCGCUCCUGGCAUGGCCGGUAAGAGCCGGGCUCCCGCAAAACCUCUGCUAGGUGGGAGCCCCCAUUUUCUGAAAAGCAAGUUGGGACCCUUGAAAAAAAAAACAGAAAACAAGCAAAACAGAAAGAAAAGGGGUUCCAACCAUCUUCAAGAAGGAAAUAGAGCACCUUAAAAAGGCGAGUCCAUGAUUUUUUGUUUUUGAGAGUCCACUCGUCCAUGAUUCAUUUGUCCUCUGCUCACUAUUUGCCAUGAUGCCGACUCGAGACUAGCGUUCUCGCCGAAGGAGCUAUGAGAUGACUUGUGCGUCGGUUGACCUCGUGAGCUGCUAAAUGAUCUAGGACGUCUUGUUUGUUGCUAUAGAGGUCUGGAGAGUUGCAUUGGUUUGAGCUAGGUUUGCUUGGGGACAAGCAAACGGUUAAGUGUGGGGGAGUUUGAUAGACCGAUAAUUACACAUGUUUUCACCCCUAUUCUUGAGCCGUUUGAGAGGUUGACUCUCGGGUUUUAAGCCGAUUUCACGCGAGGUUGUGUGUUUAUGUCGUAUUUCAGGACCCGGCGUUGGAAUCGAGGUGAAGGAGCAAGAUUCUGGUCGAAAGGAGCAAGUGAGGCUUGAAGUGUGCUGGAGGAAGAAAAUACCCGGCCAUGACCAAAAUACCCGGCCGGGUAUUAUUCUGAGGAGGCCGGGUAUUUAUUGUUUUGGCACCCGUGAGAAACAGGAGGGGUCCCGGGCUGGAGGCAAAAAUCCCCGACCAGGGAUUCUUGGGACAGACCGGGUAUUUUUCCCUUCCUCAAAACGUGCGUUUCAACUAUACCUGGUCGAGACCCAAAAUACCCGACCGGGUAUCACGACAGGCAGCAGUUUUAAGGGAAAAGAAGGCUGAAAAUCAAGGGAUUCGAGUUUU